CAAAAUUAUAUAUCUAGAUGCAGUACUGUGUCUCUUGUGCAAUCCACUCGAAGGUUGUUCGGGUGAGGUCUCGCACGGACAGGAGGAACCGUGAGCCGCCGCAGCGUUUUAGACGCCGGGAUGAUCUUGCAAGACCUGGUCAAGGUCCUCGUCCAGUUGCGGCUGGAAAUCCUGCUGCUCGUCCAUGAUGCCGAGGUUUUCUGUGGACUAUAUUGUGAGUAAAAUAAAGAAAAUUAUCCAUUUAUUAUCAUAUUUCUUGGUUUCUGUUUCAUGUUCCUACAACUCUGUUCGUCGAUGAUGUUUUUUCAUUAUCGAAAGAUCCAUAUUUCCGCAUUCUCGCAUCUUAACCAUCGAUCUACCUUAUGUCGGGUGGGGGGAUUACAUGGCCGAAUGGGAGUGGUGACGUGAUGCGAUACCGCCAACUCCUCCUCCGCCGCCGCCCCCCGCCCGCCUCUUCCGGACUUCAGACCCAUGUCGGAACCCCAAAGCAAGGAGCGACCUUUCAUCCCCCUCUCUCUCCUCUCACCCAGAGAAAGAACGUGCGGGCCUCUUGGCUACUGCGCGGACGGAGAUCAGAGGAUGUUGGUAUACGAGUACAUGCCUCUUGGCUCCUUAGAAGAUCAUUUGCUCGAGAUCAGUCCGGAUCAAGAACCACUCACUUGGUACACCAGGAUGAAGAUAGCUUUGGGUGCCGCCAAAGGCUUGGAGUACCUGCACCAGAAAGCCAAGCCCCCCGUCAUCUUCCGCGAUCUCAAGUCAUCCAACAUCUUGCUCGACGAGGACUAUGACGCGAAGCUCUCCGACUUCGGGCUCGCCAAGCUUGGCCCUGUGGGAGACGAGCUACAUGUCUCCUCCAGGGUCAUGGACACGUACGGCUACUGCGCGCCGGAGUACGCCAGAACCGGUCAGCUCACCCUGAAGUCGGAUGUGUACAGUUACGGGGUCGUCUUGCUGGAGCUGAUAACAGGGAGGCGAGCCAUCGACACCACCAGACCGACGGACGAACAGAAUCUGGUCACCUGGGCACAACCGAAGUUCAGGGAUCAGAUGAGGUACCGCGAGCUGGUCGAUCCGCUUCUUCGGGGGGAGUACGCCGAGAGAGGGCUGAAUCAGGCUGUCGCCGUGGCGGCUAUGUGCCUGCAGGAGGAGGCUGAGGUGCGCCCGUUCAUGACCGACGUGGUUGCGGCCUUUAGUCAUCUUACGGCAGCAUCGACCGAUAGUGAAGGGAGCAUCGAGAGAAGGGUGGACGGCGAGGGGAAGCGAGAUGAGAAGAUGGAUGGGGAUCGGCAGCGUGCUGUUGCAGAGGCCAUGGAUUGGGGUUCCGAGUUCAAGGCACGGCCAGGGGAACCUCCAUGAAGCCGGAGCUUAGUUCUCCGCUCUGGUCUCUUUCUCCUUUGCUUCCUCGAGUGGAUCAUAAACUAGCCAACGCAUGAGUAAUCAUAAUAUCAAAACAUUAAAUAGUUGA
Messenger RNA from Musa acuminata AAA Group (dessert banana), 1465 nucleotides. Its product is annotated as probable serine/threonine-protein kinase PBL26. Gene Ontology annotation, biological process: protein phosphorylation. Lineage: Eukaryota; Viridiplantae; Streptophyta; Magnoliopsida; Zingiberales; Musaceae. The record is from RefSeq and is a predicted model, not a curated record. The transcript is spliced from 4 exons. Bases 472 to 1356 code for a protein of 294 amino acids. Gene Ontology annotation, molecular function: protein kinase activity; ATP binding.